Messenger RNA from Monodelphis domestica (gray short-tailed opossum), 8971 nucleotides. RefSeq names its product zinc finger protein with KRAB and SCAN domains 8. Gene Ontology annotation, biological process: regulation of transcription by RNA polymerase II. Gene Ontology annotation, molecular function: DNA-binding transcription factor activity, RNA polymerase II-specific; RNA polymerase II cis-regulatory region sequence-specific DNA binding. The record is from RefSeq and is a predicted model, not a curated record. NCBI's taxonomy places the organism in Eukaryota, Metazoa, Chordata, Mammalia, Didelphimorphia, Didelphidae. Gene Ontology annotation, cellular component: chromatin; transcription regulator complex; PcG protein complex.
CUAGAGAAAGUCUCCGGAAGUGCUCUCUAGGGGUCGGCUGCUUGUGAUCCACUCCCGGGUGCGGCCAUAGGUGUAUUGAGGCCUUUUUUCUGAAUUUUGUUUCUUUUGGGAACGGUUCCCGAUCAGUCAUCUUCCCUUGAACCGCUCUCCCCCUUAUCGUCUUCACACAAUUACGUCUGGGCCUGGAGUUCGCGAAACAACACCCAGAGAAAAGUUUGAAGAGGACCUUUCUUUUGAAAAGACCCCAAUUAAAGUAAACUUUCUCCCAAGCUCUUCCAGCUCCAAAUGGCUGUAGAAUCAAGGGAGACAGUAGCCUUAGCUCCUCUGGUGCAGGCUCCAGAGGAAGGUCUUGUGAUAGUAAAAGUGGAGGAGGAAGACCACAACUGGGAACAGGAAUCCAGCUUCCAUGAGGCUAAUCCUCAUGGCCAGGAGGUUUUCCGCCAGCGCUUCAGACAGUUCUGCUACAGGGAAACACUAGGGCCUCGUGAAGCUUUGAUCCAGCUUCGAGCCCUUUGUCAUCAGUGGCUAAGACCAGAUUUGCACACAAAGGAGCAGAUCUUGGAACUGUUGGUGCUAGAGCAGUUUCUGUCCAUCCUUCCUGGGGAACUUCAGACCUUGGUGCAGGAACAUCAUCUAGAAAGUGGAGAGGAGGUGGUAACUGUGUUGGAGGAUUUGGAGAGACAUAUUAAUAUACUAGGACAAGAGGUCCCAGCUCAUGCCAGUGGAAUGCCCUGGGAAGAUAGAACAACUCUGGGAGCAGCACAAGAGCCACCAAAUAUUCAACCACAGCCUAUGGGGCUCAAAUGUGACUCUUCAGAUCCCCAGAUUCUGCAAGAAAGAGGUCCUGCUUUGUCCCAGAAAGGAAGCCCACGAGACCAGGAGAUGGCAGCUGCACUUCUCACAGCUGGGUUCCAGACUUUGGUGAAGAUUGAGGACAUGGCAGUAUCUCUUAUCCAGGAGGAGUGGGGACUUCUUGAUCCAGCACAGAAAGACCUUUGUAAUGAUGGCAGGCCAGAGAAUUAUGGCCACGUGUACUCCCUGGGUGGUGAGACUAGGAGUGAGAACAGGGAUUUAACUCAGAACCAGUUACCAUCUGCUGAAAUGGAACCACAUGGAGAGAGAACUGCCAAACAUAAUGGGAAUGUUCCUGAGAGUGUUGACCAUGGACAAGCUGGUGAAUGUACAGGCAGAGUAGACAGAAGGCGAGGAAACCCUACUGGAGAGAGACGUCAUAAAUGUGAGGAAUGUGGGAAGAGCUUUGCCCAAAGCUCAGGCCUUGUACGACAUUGGAGAAUCCACACUGGGGAAAAGCCUUAUCAAUGUAAUGUGUGUGGGAAAGCCUUCAGUUACAGGUCAGCCCUUCUUUCACAUCAGGAUAUCCACAACAAAGUAAAACGCUAUCAUUGUAAGGAGUGUGGGAAAGCCUUUAGUCAGAACACAGGACUUAUUCUACAUCAGAGAAUCCAUACUGGAGAAAAGCCCUAUGAAUGUAAUCAGUGUGGAAAGGCUUUUAGUCAGAGUGCAGGCCUAAUUUUGCAUCAGAGAAUCCACAGUGGGGAGAAACCCUAUGAAUGUAAUGAGUGUGGGAAAGCUUUUAGUCAUAGUUCUCACCUUAUUGGACAUCAGAGAAUCCAUACUGGGGAGAAACCCUAUGAAUGUGAUGAGUGUGGAAAAACUUUCAGGAGGAGCUCACACCUCAUUGGCCAUCAGAGAAGCCACACUGGGGAAAAACCUUACAAAUGUGGUGAAUGUGGGAGAGCUUUCAGUCAGAAGUCAGGCCUCAUUGAACAUCAAAGAAUCCACACAGGAGAGAGGCCCUAUAAAUGUAAAGAAUGUGGGAAAGCUUUCAAUGGGAAUACAGGCCUUAUUCAACAUCUGAGAAUCCACACAGGUGAGAAACCUUAUCAGUGUAGUGCAUGUGGGAAGGCCUUUAUUCAGAGAUCAAGUCUUAUUCGACAUCAAAGAAUACACAGUGGAGAAAAAUCUGAAGCCACAUAAUAUAUGAAAGCUUUCAAUCCCAAUUCAGGCAUUAUUCAACAUUAGAGGAAUUAGAUACCCUCUCUCAGAGCCUAGAAAUGUGCUUUGCAACUAGUAGGUGCUUAAUAAAUGUUUGUUGAAUUUGAAUUGAAAAUUACACUGGAGACAGUCCCCAUCAUUGUAGAAAAUGAGUGAAGUUAGUCACCAUAAUAACCUUAUCUAGUAUCAUAGAAUCCACAUGGUAUAGCCAUAUUAUACUAGCUCUUCAGAGCAAAUUGGGCAAAAUUUACUGAUAUUUUGGCCCAUUACCUAAUGGAAUAGAAUUUUUAAAUUGCCUAUUUAACCUCUGAAAUUGAAAAAUGUAUUUGAAUAAGCUGCUUAUUUACCACCCAAGGAAUUUAACUGUGGUUCUAGUUAAAUGGCUAUGGAUUUGAGAGCUGCUACUACUCCUUUCACCACUGCAUUUUGUAUUUCUCAUUGUUUUCCUUCAGUUAUUCUUCCUUGAAAUUACUGUCAUGUCCCUAAUUAGAUGUAUAGUACUACCUUAGGAUAUCAUGAGGCCUCAUAAAAAACUUUAAGCUUUAUAAAGACAUAGGAAAACUUUGAAAAAUAUUUAACCUUAUCAUGUUAAUAUAACCACAUUUUAUUGUAAAUGCCUCUGUGAUUGUGAAUUCUUUAUUGCUAUUUGAAUUCAGAAUGCUAUAUUUUAAAAACCUCACUGAAAGUGUCUUUCUUUUUGUCAUGUCAUUUUAUUAACUUCUGUGGAUACACAGACAGUCUUUACUUUUGAUGAAAUUGUCAAAGGAAUAAAAGUUAAGUGAUGAUAAAAUAGAGAAAAUGAGCAGAAACUUUUGCCUAGCUUUUCUGUCAAAGUUCAGAUGACUGCAUUUUAUAGCUCCUCUUACUUUGUUCACUACCUAAUCAAUACUGUGUAUUAAUUCUAAGGCAGAAGAACAGUAAGGGCUAGGCAAUGGGGGUUAAACUGACUUGCCAAGGUCACACAGGUAGGAAGUGUCUGAGGCCAGAUUUAAACCUAGGACUUCCUAUCUCUAAGCCUGGCUUUCAAUCCACUGAGCCACCUAUCUGCCCCUUCCCCUCUUCUCCCUCCCCCCCAAUAAGCUCAGUUAUAAAGAUUCUUUCUCUCUUGGACUAUAUUGACCACCAUCUCAACUCUAUGUCAGAAAGACCAGCCACUAAGGACAUGCUAUGGACUUCAUGAUCAUAAAUUACUACUCUAUCUCUUAAGUUUUCAGGAUAUAAGAUGUGAAUAUAAAGUAAUGAGGUUGAUAUUAUAAAUUACCAUUACCAGAACUCAGGAAGCCAUAUGCUUUUUCCAGUGAUAAUGUCAUUCCUUGAGAUUUCCUUGAAACUUCUCAUUUGUAGUUAGUUUUAGAGCCAGUUUAAAAGUCAUGAAAGAAAUGUAUGCCUAUUACUUAAUAUUUGUACCUUAAAUUUUUUCUAAAAUUAUAUUUUCCAAUUUGAUAAUUUUAUUACCAGUAGCUUGGACACAGACUGCUUUUUGUUGUUUAAAAAAAAAAACCAACAGAUACCAUCAAUCCUUUAAAAGAUCAAAGAUUUUCUGCCUGUGAGAAUACUUUAAAAAAUAUGAUAUAGAAUCUGACUGUAACUUCAGUUGAAUCUCAGAAAUAUUUUGAACACUUACUUGGUUGGAAUGAUUAUAUUCUCCUCAUGGUACUACUUUGAAAGGAGAACAGCCUCUUGGAAGUAUGGAUUCCUACAGGUUUUUGAGAGGCAGUGUAGAAUAGCAUAUAGAAUGUUAGAUGUGGAACCAGGAAAACUUAGCUUCAGAUCUUGCCUCUGACAUUAACUUUGUGACGCUGAGGAAGUCACAAGCAAUUAUAUGUGAUUCAGUCAAUUCCCUAGGACUUAGCUACUAUAUCAUAAAUGGGUUGUAAUAUGUGGUAAUGGAAGAGUUUCCAAACAUAUAAUUCCCUACCUAUGUUGACAAAAUCAGAUUCUCAUGUAUAUUUGCUUUUUUGAAUCUCAUUAUAUGUUAUAAUGGAUCAACCCUCCAUCCUUUUGCCUUCCCUCCACAUACCCCCAAUACCAAAAUUUCCUUCCCUAUGACAUCUUCCUGGCACCCUUCCUUAAUUAAAUUUCCUCUCACCAAACUUUGAAUAGUAUAUUCAGUUGCUCAGCUCAUGAUUCUUAUCUUUGUUACCCUGGCCCCUAUCCAGUAGUCAUCCAGAACCUCAUUGUGAAAUACUCCAGCACUGCCCCUUUCUCUUAGUCUGUUGUCAUACUAAUGCUAGUCCCACAUUGAGCUUAUCUACAGUCAUAAAUAAUCCCUUUGCCCACUUCUAAUACUCCUUUAAACAUACCUGUUAUCUAAUUGUUUAAAAAAAUCCCAGAACCAAACCACCUUAACCUACAACAGAUACUUAUUCUUCUGCCUUAGUUUUUUAAGAUACAGCUUUUGUUUAGGACAUGUUUUGUGCAGAUAUAUGUAUGAGCACAUACACAAACACACACAUUUUCCUUAAGGGUGAGAUUUCUGAUGGACAGUAAAAACAUCUGUGAUGUCCAUUAUCCCUCCCCUUUUCAUUUAUUCAACAGAUAUUAACAAUGUGCCUUCUGUAAAGAGAGCUCUGUACUAGGUUCUAGGGGGAGAUAAAAAAAACAAAGUUUAGAAAACAGUACUUGCCUUCAUGGAGCUUACAUUCUAAAAUGUUACAGUUAAUAAUUACGGAAUUUUAGAUUUGGAAAAGACCUAGGGGCAUCUUCUUUGAUCUAUACUCAACCAAGAAUGCUUUCUAAAAUAUCCCCAACAAGUGAUUAUCCAAUUAUCUACUUGAUAUCUACUAGUCAGAGGGUAAUAUACCUCUUCAGACAGGCACUCCACUUUUAGAUAGUUUUAAUUGGUAGGAAGCUUUUUCUUGUUGCAAUCAUAAAUCUACAGAUUCUAACCAUUGCCAUAGUUAUCCCACUGAGAUCAAGCAGAAAAUGUCUAAUGAAUUUCAUGUAGCAGGCCUUCAAAUACUUGAAGAUAAUUAUCAUGGUCUUUGAAAGAUUACUAACAUGACUUUUCAAUCAUAUCUGGCAGUUUUUUCCAGUUAUUUGAAAUAGAUGACUUGACGUCAGAGCAGCCAGAAGCUCUCUCAUUGUAUUUUUACCUUGGAUGCCAAAUCUUUAUUAGGCAUUCUGUCUUUAUUCUCUUCAACAGAGAAAAUAGCAGGAAAAUCAGAAUUAAAUAAAUUUAUCCUUUCCAUUCUUUUUCAUCAUCUAGUCCAUUCUAAGACUAGGCCUCUCCCCCCUUGAUUCCACAACAAAACUCAAAAGUAUUUUAUUUCCUAACUAGCUACAGUUCAUUCUGAGCUUUAGUCCUCCAUACAUUAUGUUUAUAGUGUCAUGGCGUUUUUUAAUUCAUCUUGUUUUCCAUCAGAGCUAGUCUACAUUUGCCUCUUUAGGCUUCUAUUACUCCUUGAUGUUAUUUUUGUGUGUGUGUGUCUUUAGAAUUUCCCAUCCCUUUUAGGUGUAUCCUGUCAAAUCUGGACCAUGGGAUCUUUUCUCUUUGAACUUUUCAAAAUCUAGAGGUCAUUUUAAACUUCUCACCUAACGUCUUUGUUAUCAUGAAUUCUAAAAUGCUUCUCAGUGUUUUGGUUUUGGUCAGAAUCAGGUCCAAAAGAGCAGUCCCAGCCUCUGUGUCUCUUUCUCUUCCCCACUCCCACUGCCACUUCUAGAAGGAUGAAUGCCAAAGCAAAAAUUUAUUUGGGCAAUGAGAAAACUCCAACAGAUAGUCCUGAACCCCACUAUAUUAUGUGCCUGUAUUCUCUUUCCUGAACUCCUUAUCUAUUUUCUCAAUCUGUCCAGGUGGUCUGUAAUAUACUUCCAUCACAGGAUUGCUGCUGUUUCUCUCUCUGCUGACCUUCACCCAGAUGCUCUCAAGCUAUCCCAUUCUGAUUUCUGGAGUUCAAUAUCAAUAUGGAAAAGAUAUACUUGUAUGAGACAAGUAUAUCUUUUUCAUAUUUGUAUUUUUCUAAUCUCCUUUUAAUCUUUUUUUUUCCUUUUAAGUAAGGCAUUCUAGAACCAUAGUUCAGCCACUGGCCUCAGGCCAUACAAAUUUUUCAUUAGGCUCUCUAAGUGAUCUUGUUUAUUAUCCCUAGCUUGAGACCAUACAUUUUGCUUUCUGUGAAUUAUUCUUCCUGUGUUGUAGUUGCUGCCCCUUUUGGUUCCUUGUUUUAGAGUUUAAACCGUUUUCUCCCUCCCUUUUUAAAAGUCAAAUCUCUUACUCAACCACCAACAGUCAUGAAGAGUUUUUCCAAAACCUCAAAAGAGGUUUUCCAAAACCAUGUUAUUUUGUUAAACAAUAUAAAGAAAUCAUAAUAUUUUAGAGCUGGAAGGGAUAGAUUAUCUAUUCCAAAUCCGUCAUUUUACAAGUGAGGAAUCUGAGAUCUACAAAGGUUAAGUGCCUUGCCACCUAACAAAAUACAUUUUCCUGCUUCAUUUUUAGGAUAAGUCUUGGGUCUUUGUGGAGAUGGGGUGAAAAAAAAGAAGGCUUUGUCAUUUUGUGUUUCUCCAUUAAGGGAAUGGGAUUUAGGAGAGUAACUUCAUAAAUAAAUCAGUUACCUUAAAGCAAUCUGAUGUUUCUUUCAGUUAAAGGGAAGUGAAAUGUGUUGAGCAAAGAAUGAAUAUGGAAAUUUUAUGUCUCAACAUAAGAGAUAAAAAAAAUAAUAGAAAAAAUAGACAAAAGGUCCAGAAAUACACCUAUCCACUGGGUAAAAUAUGAUGACACAUCUCUUCAUCUGGAUGCUUCUUCCAACUACAAUCUUAUUUCCUUUCUAUCCUUCCUGGAAUGAAGUAAACAAGCAUUUAUUAAAUGACUUUGCUACAUGUUUUACAAAUAGAUAUUUGAUCCUCAAAACAACUCUGAGAAGUAGGUGCUAUUAUUAUCCCCUAUUUACAGUUGAAGAAACUUAAUUGAACACAUGUUAAGUGACUUGCUCAGUAUCAUAGAACCAGUAAGUAUCUGAGGUGAAAUUUCAGCAAGUCUUCCUGAAUGCCCAACAUUCUUUCUAUUGUUUCACUUAGUUGCCUCCUCAAAUUGGUGAUAACCCCAUUUCUUUGCCACCCUUUCUGCCUUCUCAAAUGAGUUAUCUAUUUCUCUUUCCAUUUUUUAACUAGAUUCUAAAACUGUAGCUUCUGUUCUUGUUAUAUAGGUAAAGUCCUUUUUAUGAUCACCAUGUCCUGACCAAACCAAAAUAUCUCCUUCUAGUUUUCAUAUUUCUUUGAAUAUGACCACCUGGUCUUUAAAAUUUUUUCUGUGACUAUAUUUCCAUUUUUCUUCUAAUGUAUUCCUGUCUUUUACAUGAGUCUUUCUCACAAACUUCUCUUUUUUCCAAACUUUUGAACUCUGGGUAUCAGGGCUUAAUUUUUGAGCUGCCAUUCUUUUCUCUCUACACCUAUUUCUUCAGGGACAUCUCUCUCCAGUAUUACUUUUCUAGUUGCCUAAUACACAGUCACAAGGGGAUAUACUUAACAUAGGCACUUGAAAUUUGAUAUAUUAAAAUGAAAACUGAAUUGAUCUCUGUCCCUCUCACUUCUCUUUUUUCCCCAAUUAGUCAUUGCCUCAAUUUCUCCAUACCCUGAGCAGAUUCAUUACCCUCUAAAUCAACUAAUAUCUCAAUGUUAUAAUUCUUUUGAACUCUUUUCUUUUCUCUAAUGCCUGGUACUUAAAAUUAUUAUUUAACAAUAUUUCUUAGACUUUAGUCUACAUUUUCACAGCUCUCCCCACAUCAAACUGGCCCAUUAUCAUGAAUUAUUUAAAGUCUCUUAGAUGCUUUCCUUGUUUAUUGUUUUCCUCCAUCAAUCAGUCUAUUAAAUAUUAUUUUCAUGACUUCUUUUUCCUCGGGAACCUAUAGAUUUAAUCUAAACUUAGCCUGCCCCUCCAGGCCCUCCAUCAGUUUGCAGUUCAGAUGUAGCUAAACUCAUUUUUCUUUACUCUUUGCUUCCAGGUAGUUCAGACUUUUAAACUAUCUUCUAUAUGGUCAUUUGUCUUUUUUUUUAUUAAAACUUUGUUCAUCUUGUUUUUCUUGCUUUGGGAUUGCUCUAGCCUACAAUCUUUCCAUUUCCAUUACUUAUUUUAAGAUGGAGCUCAAAUUAUCUAUUCCGUUGGCUUUCCAUAAUUAAUUUCACAUUGCUUACCUUGAUCACUCAUAGUUUAUAUUUUGUUAUCUUUUACUUCCCAAAUGAUAAAAGUUAGCUGGUACUAUAGAUUUACUUUGUAUGUGUAGUCUUACAGCUAGAUUGUAAGCUCCUUGCGGGCAGGGGAUAGUGUCUUUUACUUUUGUAUCCUAUAGUGCCUCGUACAGUGCUGAGCACAUGGUAGGAAUUUAAUAAAUGUUUGUUAAAUGAAAGUAUUUAUUAUUUGCUAUAUAGAUUAUCUGCAGUGAAUUUUUAAGUGGACUUCUGUUCCCUUGCUACCCCCAUUAAAAUUACUUCUUGAAUAGCUUUACCUGCCUCUUAGUAUGUGCUCAUAGAGUACAUAGAAGCUAAUCUUUUAAGGCAUGACUGAAUAAGUUAAUAUAUCUACCAUUAUUAAUAAGACCAAAUAAUUAGUCAGUUGUUACUCUAGGGAAGGAAUACAAUAAUAUAGGAUAAAGGAAUACAAAAUCACAAGCUUCCUUCCUGUGAGUAAUUUAUCUACUCACUGGAAUUAUUUUGGGGUUAAGAAAGGAAAAAGAAAUAUCUAAUCCCACAGUAAUUGCUUAUCCACUUUUGCUUAAAUUAGGAAUGCUAAGGAACUUGGGAAUGUAGAGUUGUUAGACCUUAGGCUAGAGGUAUACAAAAAAAGUAAAAGUAAUUGCUUUUAGAAAAAAUAUAUAUAUAUUCUUGGUUUUAAUGGUGUAUUGUAUAUGCAUGUGGUCUGUAAGAUUUUAUAAGUAAACGGCCCUUUGUUUGGAUUCACUCAUUAGUGUGUAUGUCAAGGUAACAAUGGAACUAGAUAUAAUAAACUUGAUUUUUCUUUAAUCCUGAA